Molecule: messenger RNA, 1609 nt
Organism: Cladocopium goreaui
Lineage: Eukaryota; Dinophyceae; Suessiales; Symbiodiniaceae
Source: the annotation of a GenBank genome assembly
GGGCGAACUCACGGUACCAUUGGUGCGUGGAAGUCGCCUUUGCGGUUAUGUGACCCUGGACCUCCAGUUGCGCUGUGAAGGCGGCACUCGCCUUCCCAAGAAGACCUCACGCGCGGGGCAAGGUGUCAGCAUGGCAGUCUAUGGUAGGCCACGGGGCCCCCCGGUGCAGCUGCGCCGGUCCUUGCGCGACGAGGACGCGGAGGAGGUGGUCCGCGAUUUCUCCUGGCAGUCGCUGCCCACGGCCGACACACUGACUGAUCUAAGCCCUCGACGCCGAGUCAGGACCCCUUCGCCCAAAAAGCAAGGGCCUCCGGAAGAAAAGACCUUCUUUGCGGCGCCACUACCUAGCAUGCCGGAGGACGUUCCGGAGGUCUCGGUGCCUCUGCCGGACCCCAACCAGCGAAGAGCCUCUCGGAAGAUCUUCUCCACGUUGCUGCCAGGUUUAUCGGAGCCACCGGUGAUCAAGCGCUUUGCGACAGUGCCACACCCAGAAGAAGAACCUCGAUCAGCAGACCCUCCUGGUCCUAGAGCCUUGACGCAUGCUGAGCCAAGACAUGGAUUGGGUGGACCCUCACCAGGUCCUGUGCCAGGACCUUCGCCGAGUCCAGCGGCUUCAAAUCCUGCAGGGCCAGGGCCAUGUGGACCCUCGCCAGGUCCAGCAGUUUCAAGACCAAGUGGGAUUGCAGGGCCAGGUCCUAUGGCAGGGCCUUCACCGAGUCCAGCGGCUUCAAAACCAAGUGGGCUUGCAGGGGCAGGGGCAGGGCCAGGUGGACCCUCGCCAGGUCCUAUGCCAGGGCUUUCACCGGGUCCAGCAGCUUCAAAACCGAGUCGGGUUGCAGGGCCAGGGCCAGAUGGACCCUCGCCAGGUCCCAUGGCAGGGCCUUCACCGAGUCCAGCGGCUUCAAAACCAAGUGGGCUUGCAGGGGCAGGGCCAGGUGGACCCUCGCCAGGUCCUAUGCCAGGGCUUUCACCGGGUCCAGCAGCUUCAAAACCGAGUGGGGUUGUAGGGCCAGGGCCAGGUGGACCCUCGCCAGGUCCCAUGGCAGGGCUUUCACCGGGUCCAGCAGCUUCAAAACCGAGUGGGCUUGCAGGGGCAGGGCCAGGUGGACCCUCGCCAGGUCCUAUGCCAGGGCCUUCACCGGGUCCAGCAGCUUCAAAACCGAGUGGGGUUGUAGGGCCAUGGCCAGGUGGACCCUCGCCGGUUGCAGGGCCAGGGCCAGGUGGACCCUCGCCAGGGCCCUCGCCAGGUUCCAUGCCAGGGCCUUCACCUGCUGCAGCCGCUCCAAAGCCAGGUGGGCUUGCAGGGCCAGGUGGACCCUCGCCACGUCCUGGGCCAGGUCCUUCACCAAGUCCAGUGGCUUCAAAACCAAGUCCUGCUUCAAAGUCAGGGCUUGCAAUGCCAGCGCCAGGUGGACCCUCAGCAGCCGCUGCAACUUCAAAGGCAACUUCAAAGGCUACUUUUUCAUCCGGCUUGAGCAGUAGUGACCGACCGGGUGACCGACCCUUUGCUCAUCUCGCUCGCGAUUAGUGCCAAUGUAGCCAUCCCAGCGAGAAGACAACGACGGCGUGAAUAGCGCCGAAUUGGAAUGGCAAAGCCAUAAGAAUAACA